AUGGAGAAGUGCUCCAGCUGCGAGAGCCUCGCCUCCAAGCCGGCGGCGCCGGCCACCCGCCAGCCCAGCUCGGAUUCCCUGUCCAGUGCUUCUACCUCUCAUUCGGAUCACUCGGCACAUACCAAAUCAGCUUCGGUCAUCUCAUCGGAUUCUAUCUCCACCUCUACCGAAAACUUUUCUCCUGAUUUGAGGAUACUCAGAGAAUCUAAUAAAUUAGCUGAAAUGGAGGAGCCCCCUUUGCUACCUGGAGAAACUAUUAAAGACAUGGGUAAGUGCAGCUAUUUGUAUUUUCUCACCAAAGUAAAUUACAAGAGCUAUUCAGUCUCCAAAGAGCAAAACCCUCCAUUUGUUCUAGAUGGCCCUCUUGGAGUGAUUAACAGAGUAGAGAAAAUUGGAGGAGCUUCUAGUCGUGGUGAAAAUUCAUACGGCCUAGAAAUUGUGUGCAAGGAUGUCCGGAAUCUUCGGUUUGCUCAUAGACCUGAAGGUCGCACGAGAAGAUCCAUAUUCGAGAACUUGACAAAAUAUGCAUUUCCGGUGUCCAAUCACUUGCCCCUUUUCGCAUUUGAGUAUAAAGAAGUUUUCCCAGAAAAUGGCUGGAACGUUUAUGAUCCCAUUCUGGAGUACAGAAGACAGGGAAUUCCAAAUGAAAGCUGGAGAGUCACUAGCAUCAAUGAGCAAUAUGAGCUUUGUGAUACCUAUCCUGCCCUUCUGGUAGUUCCAGCCAAUAUUCCAGAUGAGGAGCUGAGGAAAGUGGCUGCGUUCCGGUCAAGGGGCCGUAUACCUGUUCUAUCAUGGAUUCAUCCAGAAAGCCAAGCCACCAUCACUCGCUGCAGCCAGCCAAUGGUUGGAGUCAGUGGCAAGAGGAGCAAAGAAGAUGAAAAGUACCUUCAGGCUAUCAUGGAUUCCAAUGCCCAGUCCCACAAAAUACUCAUUUUUGAUGCCAGACCAAGUGUGAACGCAGUAGCUAACAAGGCAAAAGGAGGAGGUUAUGAAAGUGAGGACGCCUAUCAGAAUGCCGAAUUGGUUUUCCUGGACAUCCAUAAUAUCCACGUCAUGAGAGAGUCAUUGAGGAAACUCAAAGAAAUUAUAUAUCCCAACAUAGAAGAGACACACUGGCUGUCGAAUUUGGAAUCCACUCAUUGGCUGGAGCAUAUCAAGCUGAUUCUCGCUGGAGCUCUUCGGAUUGCUGACAAGGUUGAAUCAGGGAAGACCUCAGUGAUUGUACAUUGUAGCGAUGGAUGGGACCGUACUGCUCAGCUCACAUCUCUGGCCAUGCUCAUGCUAGAUGGCUAUUACAGGACGAUACGAGGCUUCCAGAUGCUGCUAGAGAAAGAAUGGCUGAGUUUCGGGCACAGAUUCCAGCUGAGAGUUGGCCACGGAGACAAAAAUCACGCUGAUGCUGACCGAUCUCCUGUUUUCCUCCAGUUUGUGGACUGUGUGUGGCAGAUGACGAGACAGUUUCCCACAGCUUUUGAAUUCAACGAGUUCUUACUCAUCACCACCCUUGACCAUCUCUACAGCUGUCUCUUUGGGACCUUCCUGUGUAACAGUGAGCAGCAGAGAGUGAAAGAGGGCCUUUCAGAAAAGACAGUAUCCCUGUGGUCCUACAUCAACAGUCAGCUUGAAGACUUCACCAACCCUCUGUAUGCCAGCUACACCAACCAUGUGUUAUAUCCAGUGGCCAGCAUGCGUCACUUGGAGCUUUGGGUAGGAUACUACAUCCGGUGGAAUCCUCGGAUGAAACCACAGGAACCAGUCCACAAUCGCUACAAAGAACUCCUAGCAAAACGAGCAGAACUGCAGAAAAAAGUGGACGAGCUUCAGCGAGAAAUCACCAAUCGCUCCACUUCCUCCUCUGAGAGGGCCGGUUCCCCCGCGCAGUGCGUUACGCCGGUCCAGACGAUUGUAUGA
This is a messenger RNA of Protobothrops mucrosquamatus (brown spotted pit viper), 1911 nucleotides long. It is a transcript of the gene MTMR2, whose product is annotated as myotubularin related protein 2. The transcript is spliced from 15 exons. The record is from RefSeq and is a predicted model, not a curated record. The coding region runs from base 1 to 1911 and encodes 636 amino acids. Gene Ontology annotation, molecular function: phosphatidylinositol-3,5-bisphosphate 3-phosphatase activity. NCBI's taxonomy places the organism in Eukaryota, Metazoa, Chordata, Lepidosauria, Squamata, Viperidae. Gene Ontology annotation, biological process: dephosphorylation.